Messenger RNA from Bursaphelenchus okinawaensis, 2218 nucleotides. The record is from the annotation of a GenBank genome assembly. Lineage: Eukaryota; Metazoa; Nematoda; Chromadorea; Rhabditida; Aphelenchoididae.
AUGUCACAGAAAGAGACGUUUCCAAAGCUGUACCGAAUCCCGAAAAAGGCAGACCAGAAGCUUAGCUCGAAGGACCAAGUAUUAACUUCACCUCUAGUAAAAACCAAUGCGAACCCACCAGCAAAACCAAAACGUAAGUGUGGAACUUUAAUCCCAAUAUCUUUUACAUUUUAGCUACGCCAAAGAUCACAGAGAAACACAAAACAAAGGAAACCAAACAUGAAACGACAAAAAGGAAACAUUCACAGGCAUUCCACAAGUAAGUGACAUUAUUGUUUACUAGUUUUUUCACUUGAUAUCAGUACUAAAGGCUCAUUUCAGACAGCACAAAUCAAAUGCCAACAAAGACCCAAUCGAACUGCUGGACAGUAUCUGGAAGGAAAUGGAGGAGGAUGAUAUGAAGAAGAAGCACAAAAGAUCGGACAAAGGUAAGGUACAGUACAGUUAAUGCAACGCACGUCAAAAGAAAAUGAAACGAAAAACUUAAAAGAAAGCAACUUAUUCUAGACGGAUGCACCCCUAACGGAAGCCCCUUAUAUCAGCAUGCAGCUACACCAACUCCAGGCACCUCUCAACCCAAAUUUACAAAGUACGAGCUGCUAAGUGCCCCCAAGGACGACACCGUGCUGAAGCGAUUGAUGAACAAAAGUGGCCUUAUGGAGAGGAUACUCGCCUUCAAAAUCAAGCAUUCGAAGAUGGACAGCUACAGAAACAUACGAGUUCAUGGAAGGUUAGAUGAGUGUGUGAUGCCGGACGUAAGUUUAUACUAAUGACAGUAAAUAAAGUAAAUUAUACUUAGAAAAAGUAAUUCAAUAUUCAAUCAAAUACUUUAGGACCAAAGCGUAGACUACGGCACUCCUAGAUUUCAAACUGAGAUUAAUCAACAAAAAGGGCCACAGACACCUCCUGGAAGAGGACCUCAAACUCCACCAGGAUCGCCUGAUAUGGUAUCAGAAGGUAGUCAUGGGGCAGAUUACGAGCGUGCAAAGACGAUCGUCGAUGACAUUUUACGAGCCGAGGUUGGCAACACUGUACCAAUGGAAGAGGGAGACAAGGCCUCUACCGCAUCCAGGAUUAACAACUCUUCUUCAUCCACGAAAACGAACGAAAACAAUAGUGGAUUCUUCUUACCACCACCCCCGCCUCCUCCGAUGAUAUCAAAGCCAUCUACACCUCCUCCGGCCGUUUCAGUAGCAACAAGCAAUUUCUUCUCGGUCGAUUUGACUAAAAAUCAGCCAUCAAUAAUGUCGAUCAACCUGGCCAAUCAACAACAGCCGCCAACUGCAAUCAACUUGGUAACUAGGUUACCACCGCCAAGUUCAACAGUAAACCUUGUUUCUCGGCCACCACCCCCGAUUGCAUCGGUCAAUUUAGCGAUCAGGCCACCUCCCUCGACUAAUACAGUAAAUUUGGCAGCUCGACAUCCACCUCAAAAUACGCUUCAGCCACCUCCCAUUAAAUUGUCCACCCCACAUUCUAUCAACCCUACUACGAUCAUCCAUCCGACAGAUCUUACAAAACCUCCACCCAUCAACAUAUCCCAACCCCCGCCGAACUUUCAGAACGUUUAUCGCCCUCAUUUUAUCACCCCUCCGCGACGUGAAUUCUUACCUCGCCCUCCUGCAGGGUUUCCACUGCCCCCUCCUGGUUCUACGCCAGCUGCCUUUCCAAGACCUCCUCCCCCAGAGCCUUCGGCAAUGAGGUUCCUACACCCUCCUCCCCCGGAAUUCAUACCAAGAGGAUUCCAACGACCACCACCCUCAGAAGUUGUGCCAGUUGCUUCAAGAGCGCCACCUCCAGAAACUACAACAACAAAACCCCCAUCGCCUAAAACGAAACCCGCGGAUUCAGAAGCAACCGAAGACGAUGCCCCAAAACAAAAGCCAAAGCCACCAGUCUGCUUUGGGCCGCCGCUGUUACCUCCAAUUGAAAGAAGCGUAGGUUUUUGUUGCAUGACAACCAAAUGAAACUUUAUUAAAAACAUGUUUACAAAGAAGAAUGCAUGGAACAGCUUUAUUACUUCAAUAACUUGUAGUUUUCUUUUCAAAAACGUUGUUCAUAAAAUGUAUUUCAGGGCGCACCUAGGUAUGGACCUCCUCGCUUCCCCUUCAGGCCGGGAUUCAGAAUCCCUCACCCUCCGCCAUACAGAAUGCCUCCACCCCUGCCUCACUACAAUCUCCGACCUCCAAGGCCGUUAGCCCCAGGCUACCACAGAUGA